Messenger RNA from Phyllopteryx taeniolatus (common seadragon), 3080 nucleotides. It is a transcript of the gene rnf141, whose product is annotated as ring finger protein 141. The transcript has 6 exons. Gene Ontology annotation, biological process: protein autoubiquitination. The record is from RefSeq and is a predicted model, not a curated record. Lineage: Eukaryota; Metazoa; Chordata; Actinopteri; Syngnathiformes; Syngnathidae. The coding region runs from base 230 to 913 and encodes 227 amino acids. Gene Ontology annotation, molecular function: ubiquitin-protein transferase activity.
ACCUGAUGUUGUCUUGGUUCCGUGGACUUCGGUCAUAAACGCGCGCGACAGAGGGCAUGUCGACACGAUUGACUAAAACAAAUCUUGUUCAUUUACUAUUUUAUUGUUGUAAUAGGCUCCUCGAUUUUUUUUACACUAGCCACAAAAGCCGAGCGUCUAUACUGUACCAGUACAAAAAGUGAAUGCCUGUGGCGCUGUUGUCUUAGCGCCCCCUGCUGCCGCCUCUGCUAUGGGCCAGCAGAUCUCAGGUCAGGCGGCGCGUCUCCCUGAGAAGCUCCUCAAACACGUCGGCCUGGUGCGGGACAGCAGCUACCUCACCUACGAGGAGUUUUUGGCUCGGGUGGCUGAGCUCAAUGACUUGACUGCUAAACUAGCUGCAGGGCAACACAAGCACCUGCUAUUUGAGGUCCUGCCAGGUUCGGAUGCCAGCGCCUUGUGGAAGGUGGCUGUCAGGAUCGUUUGCACCAAGAUCAACAAGGACAAUGGGACGGUGGAGGCGUCACGCAUCAUGAACCUGUACCAGUUCAUCCAGCUUUACCGCGACAUGACCAGCCAGGCCGCCGACGUGCUGGCCGCAGAGGGCGGCGCCGCCACGGCCACCGAGACCGCUUACGUGCCGCCUCUUGCCCCUGAUGCCUGUCAGGCCAGCAUGUGGAUGGGCAGAGUGAAGGAGCUGACGGACGACGAGGAGUGCUGCAUCUGUAUGGACGGGAAGGCCGACCUCAUCCUGCCGUGCACUCACAGCUUCUGCCAGAAGUGCAUCGACAAAUGGAGCCGCAACUGCCCCAUGUGCCGCCUGCAAGUGACUACUGCCAACGACUCGUGGGUGAUGUCCGACUUCCCCACGGAGAACGACAUGGCUGGAUACAUCCUCAACCUGGCCGACGAGGCGGGACACCCGCAUCGACCUUGAUGCAACAAGUAAACAAAACAAAACAAAGAACAUGUCACAUUCACUGGACAUUCUGUAAUGGUUGCAAGUAGAUGUGGUGCAUUGUGGGAAAGCUGUUCAUCUUUGCAAGGUCAUGUGACAGCAGAACCUUCAAACUGGAUCACAACCUGUGGAGAAACCAAUAUUGCAGGACUCUUGUUCAUACUUGUGUAAAUUGUUGUAUUAUUUGUAAAUAGUUUAAUGAUAACGAACCAGUUAUUUAAACAAAAAAUGCACAAUUAUUAUAUAUUUUAAGGAUCUAAAUGAAUACAAAAGUGAAUAAAUACAUUUGAAGUAACCAAUCUUCGCCUAAAACAGCUGAAUAAAUGCAAGAAAUAUUGCAGGACUUGAUAAUGUGACUGUUUGCUCAUCCAACUGUGGACUCCCCUGCUUUCGAUGCUCGCUGACCUGAAGUCUUACGUCAUUUGGUUUUUGGGGCAUACAUUUUUCUGAAAAGUUCUGGUUAAAUUCCAAGUUUCUUUCGACUCGGAGCGUGUUCCACUUUGGAGGUUCGACUGUGUUUACCAAGCAACACAACUCUUAAUUAUAAUGUUAUUACAACAUUCUGAUAUCAAAGGCAUUCAUUGAGCUGACCUUAUUAUUGGAAAUACUUUUGCACAUCAUGGGUGUCAAACUCGGCGGCACGGUGGCCGACUGGUUAGAGCGUCAGCCUCACAGUUCUGAGGUGCGGGGUUCAAUCCCCGUCCCCGCCUGUGUGGAGUUUGCAUGUUCUCCCCGUGCCUGCGUGGGUUUUCUCCGGGCACUCCGGUUUGCUCCCACAUCCCAAAAACAUGCAUUAAUUGGAGACUCUAAAUUGCCCCUAGGCAUGACUGUGAGUGCGAAUGGUUGUUUGUUUCGAUGUGCCCUGCGAUUGGCUGGCAACCAGUUCAGGGUGUACCCCGCCUCCUGCCCGAUGACAGCUGGGAUAGGCUCCAGCACGCCCGCGACCCUAGUGAGGAGAAGCGGCUCAGAAAAUGGAUGGAUGGAUGGAGGGUGUCAAACUCAUUUUUGUCACGGCCACAUUAUUGUUACGGGUUCUCCUCAGUGGGCCGUAAUGAGACGGUGAACCCACAUAAAUGUCUGAUUGCCGCAUAUUAUUACAUAUAUACAAAACAUUGAUGGAAAUCAGGAGUCAGUAAAAAAAAAAAAUGUUUGCUCAACUGUUAUUCAGUUCAUUUUAAAAGCGGGAUUGGUAACAAAAAAUGCUAUCAUUGUCUCAGUGUUAUUAAAAAUGAAGACAAUUUUCAAUUUUGGUAUUUUAGAUAGAUUUCAAAGUAUCCGGCACCAGGGGAAACAGGAAAUUCACGUGAAGGGAACACAUUCUUUUCACGAACAUGCUUUUUUUCAGUUAUUAUAACAUAACCCGGCAUGUUUCUAUGUAAUAUUCCUGAUGAGCUUUGCUUUUAUGAAUAAAUAAUGACCUUCAAUAUGAAGGGCCAUGAACAAAACGGCUUAAUUUCUUAUUUUGUCUAAUUUUCACAUUUAAUGUGCCAAUGAAGUACUGUACUUUUUUCCAGGCUUUGCUGAGCCUUAAUCAAUUGAAAAUGUCUAUUUAAGUCAUUUAUCCUAAUAAAAAAAAAAAAAAUGAAUUGUUGUAGUCAGUGGAUAGAUACAUAUUAGAUGCAUUAACAGGCUAUGUUUUCUAUGGAUUUAUUGGUUUAUAAUCAUAUAAAUAAUUCCAAAAAAUAUAUUGUUUGAUUUUACCUAAUUUUAUGCUGACUUUGCUGUACUCAAUGUUUGCACUACAAAAGAUUAUAUAUACACACACAACACAGUUAUCAUUUAAUCGCAUAGAUUAGAAUAUUUUUCUCACUUUUUACAAUAGUACUGUAUAUCAUAGAAUUCUGUAAGUGUCCCGCCAUUGGAGGGUAGUGUUCGCUGCUUUUUCUUUUUUUUUUUUUUUUUUACACUCAUAUAUCUUUUAAUUCUGCCCGUGUAAUGCAUUGUUUGGCCAUCUCUUUUUCUCAGUCUGUAUUAAGUCAUUCGUGAAAAAGAUGUAGUUUAACACGUGUGAUAUUAUAUUUCAUGAUAUGAUAUGUUGUUCUUUUCUUAGGUUCCCCAAACCUGGUUUAAUUUGUUUUAAUAUGGCUGGAUUUAGGUGUGACAAUACAUUGCAUUACUUUUAAUAAAGACACUUUAUUAUUUGUGA